AUGGCACCAAUUAUACCAGCACAAAAGGCUGCAGCCGCUGCGGUGACAGAUGCGGCUGCCAGCAGCAGCGGCGGCGGUGGUUGGCAGGCGCCCUAUGUAAACGUCUUCCGACUCUGCGGCGUCGAGGUCGCUGGCGCACCUGUGGCGGAAGCCCCCACUGCCACCCCCGCCGCCAAGCCCGGCGCGGACCAGCGGCACGGCGCACCGGAGGGCGGCCCGGCGAAGCUGGGCUACGAGAAGUCGGGCUGCGUGCGCGAGAAGAUGGACGCCAAAAUCGGCAAGCGCGUGCUGCGCAUCACCGGUACCAUACCCGCAGUCAACUACAUCAAGCUGCCAAAGGCCAAGAACAUGUGCCUCACCGGGCGGUUUUGCUACCUGCAGGUUAAGCUUGAGCCGCCGCACCUGUUCAGCUUCCACUUUGAGUUUAGCACCGCGGAUGGCAAUACGGCGCGCGUUUCGAUGGGUAACAUCCUAAAGGAUGCGGCAACAGUUGGCAAGCGCAAGAACGGGACGCUGUCGCUGUCGAUGGGCGGCACUGCGGGCCGCUGGACGCUGCUUUGCGUCGACCUGGCGGCGGCGGCGCGUGCUGCGGGCGGCGCCGGCUACGUCGCGCUGCGGUCGUUGCAGCUGUGCGCGACGAUGAGCGUGCGGGGUGUGUUCACCUCCGACAUCAAGUUUGGCAUCAAGUCCCUGCCCCGCGACAUGGUGAUGUCACACGCACUGGAGGCCUCCGCUUUCGACACGCUGUGGCUGCCGGCGGAGCCCGCAGACUUGAGCGAGGCGCCCGUGCUCGUCACACCGGUCAGGCGCAGCAGCGCGUACGCCGCAGCGAUGGGCCUGAUGGCGGCGGCGCCGCCGGCGCCGGCGGACGGCAGCCCUUGCAGCGGCGCGGCGGUCGUGCGGGAGCCCUCGUCACGCAGCAUACGAGGGGGCAAGCGAGCAGCAGGCACGGGAGCGGCAGCGGCAGCCACAGGCGCGCGGCUGGCUGCCUGCAACCCUGCUGCAGCCGGGGCCGAGCCGUUGAACGGGGCGGCAGCCUGCGCGGCUUGGGAAUUGGAGGCAGAAGAGUCCCACAAGGCAAACGAGGCGGAGGUCGAGGGUGUUCCAUUCAUGCAGUUGGAGCGGGUCAUUGGAUACACUGGGGAGUUCACGGGCACGCUGCUGUGGUCUCAAUCCACCGACGAAAUCGUGUUCACGGCCGCAUCCCUCAUCGUGGCCAUGCCCGCGAGCGGCGGUGCCACCACGCCUGGCAGCCCCAGGGCCGGCGCCAGCAGCAGCCCCGGCAAGCGCCGUGCGCGGCGCGGCGACCCCAGCCCAGAGGACGACACGGCGUGGGGCAGCGAUUCGGGCGGCUGGGCCGCGGGCACGGACGCGGGCGGCGCGGCGCGGCAGCAGCGGCGGCAGCGGCUAUUUGUCGGCCACACGGCUUAUGUGGUGUGCCUGGCGCUCGGCGGGGACGGGCGGCUGCUGGCGAGCGGCCAGGAGGGGCGGCAGCCUGUGGUGCGGCUGUGGGACUUUGGGAGCGGCGAGUGCCUCGCCAUACUCUGCGCCCACUCUGCGCACCUGACUGCGCUCGACAUGUCGCCCGACGGGGGGGCGCUGCUGGGGGUGGGGCAGGACGGCCACGCCCGGCAGCUGAUGGCACUGUGGGACGUUGGCGGCGUGUCGAGGGACGAACAAGUGGCGCCGCUGCUGGCCAAGUGCGUGACAGACUACAAUGUCCGCGCCGCCUCCUUCUGCCCCUUUGAGCCGGACGCAUUCAUGACCGCCGGCCGCGACAGCAUACGCUGCUGGCGCCUCGCCAAGGGCGGCCGCGUGCGCGGCAUGAGCGUGCGGCGCACCGGCGGCGCGGGGCCGCUCGGCCGCGCGGGCGGUGGCGGGGCGGAGGCGGUGAUCGGCGGGACGGCCGCGCCCGGGGCCGCGGCGGGGCCGAAUAUAUUCACGGCCAUCGCGUACGAGUGCGGGCCCGCGGCGGCGCAGGUCGCGCGGCGCUACGCUUUUGUUGCGAGCGCGGCGGGUACCGUGUUUCAAGUUGACUACGACAGGUGA
This is a messenger RNA of Monoraphidium neglectum, 2049 nucleotides long. RefSeq names its product WD repeat-containing protein 90. NCBI's taxonomy places the organism in Eukaryota, Viridiplantae, Chlorophyta, Chlorophyceae, Sphaeropleales, Selenastraceae. The record is from RefSeq and is a predicted model, not a curated record. The coding region runs from base 1 to 2049 and encodes 682 amino acids. The transcript is spliced from 10 exons. Gene Ontology annotation, molecular function: protein binding.